UAUGUGCUAAUCAUUUUCUGUACUUUCGAUUCAGAUAUGAUAAAACUUAAUGAAGUCAUGUCAUUGAUUACAAAUUAAAUCAAGUAUUUGGAUUAUCACCAGAUAUAGUUAGAUAUCGGAAGUUAUAAAUGGCGGGGUCGCGUUGCCCCAAAACAGUCGCGGGUAGAAUUCGGAAGGCAUUAUGGCGGACAAAAUUGGAGUUUUGCUGAUAUCUCUCUUCGUUGGGAGUUUAGCACUACCCCAACCCCAAACUCCAGAUGACUUGUCCAUUUUCUUCGACCACACGGACACCAGCGCUCGGAUCGUGGGCGGCACACAAGCACCAGAAGGGAGCGUGCCGUACAUGGUGGCCAUGUCGCAAGGGCUGCUCGUCCGCUCGUUCAUGUGCGGGGGCUCCGUCAUCGGGCCAAGGCUCGUGCUCACGGCCGCGCACUGCAUUGAAGCUGCCUAUAGCUUUGGAAGUCUAUCUUCCUCUCUCCGCGUAACCGUGGGCACCAACCGCUGGAACCUCGGCGGGCAGACGUACUCCCUGGAGCGCAACGUCACCCACCAGCACUACGUGGCGAACAUCAUCAAGAACGACAUCGGUUUGCUGAUCACCACGACAGACAUCGUGUACUCGAGCACCGUGAGGCCGGUGGCGUUGGCGUUCGAGGAGGCCGGCGGUGGUGUUGCCGCUAGGGUUGCGGGAUGGGGCAGGAUCAGGGCAGGAGGCGCACUCUCCACCGUGCUCCUGGAGCUGUACACGGAAACAAUCGGCAACCAACUCUGCGUGGAAGAGGUAGAGAAAGCUGCCAUAGACUGGAAGGAACAGAACAACGUGGAUGCUCCUCCUGUUGACCCUGUUCUUGAAAUCUGCACCUUCCACUCUCACGGACACGGCAAUUGCAACGGCGACUCCGGCAGUGCGUUAGUGCGUGUAGACACCCAGCAGCAGAUCGGCAUCGUUUCCUGGGGCUUCCCUUGCGCGGUCGGUGCACCAGACAUGUUUGUACGCGUCAGCGCGUAUAGGCACUGGAUACUCGCGAAUGCAGUGUAAAAACGACCUUAGUGGUUUAAUAAUAAGGUUCAAUUUUAAAUAGCACUUGUUGUACUAUAGACCUACUUAUACUGCAUUAUAACAGAUCGGCGUCGUCUCGUGGAGCUUCCCUUGCGUGGUCGGCGCACCAGAGAUGUUUGUACGGGUUAGCGCGUAUAGGCACUGGAUACUCGCGAAUGCCGUCUAAUAACGACCUAAGUAAUUGAUUUAAUAAAACGGUUCAUUUUUAAAUAGCA
Cydia pomonella (codling moth) is the source of this 1275-nucleotide messenger RNA. RefSeq names its product chymotrypsin-2-like. NCBI's taxonomy places the organism in Eukaryota, Metazoa, Arthropoda, Insecta, Lepidoptera, Tortricidae. Bases 182 to 1039 code for a protein of 285 amino acids. Gene Ontology annotation, molecular function: serine-type endopeptidase activity. The transcript has 5 exons. Gene Ontology annotation, biological process: proteolysis. The record is from RefSeq and is a predicted model, not a curated record.